Messenger RNA from Nyctereutes procyonoides (raccoon dog), 4720 nucleotides. It is a transcript of the gene MVB12B, whose product is annotated as multivesicular body subunit 12B. NCBI's taxonomy places the organism in Eukaryota, Metazoa, Chordata, Mammalia, Carnivora, Canidae. The coding region runs from base 87 to 1040 and encodes 317 amino acids. Gene Ontology annotation, biological process: virus maturation; regulation of epidermal growth factor receptor signaling pathway; viral budding. The transcript has 10 exons. The record is from RefSeq and is a predicted model, not a curated record. Gene Ontology annotation, cellular component: ESCRT I complex; late endosome.
GCUCCCCGGUGAGGCUCGCGCUCGAGCUGCGGCGCCGGCCCCGCCGCCUGGGCCCCGGGCCCGGCCCCUCCCGCGCCGCCCGGGCGAUGAGAAGCUGCUUCUGCGUGAGACGGAGCCGGGACCCGCCGCCGCCGCAGCCGCCGCCGCCCCAACGGGGAACAGACCAGUCCACCAUGCCUGAAGUCAAAGACCUUUCAGAAGCUUUGCCAGAGACGUCGAUGGAUCCCAUCACGGGAGUGGGGGUGGUGGCUUCUCGGAACCGAGCCCCAACAGGCUAUGAUGUAGUUGCACAGACAGCAGAUGGUGUGGAUGCUGACCUCUGGAAAGACGGCUUAUUUAAAUCCAAGGUUACCAGAUACCUGUGUUUCACGAGAUCAUUUUCCAAAGAAAAUAGUCAUUUAGGGAAUGUGCUAGUGGAUAUGAAGCUCAUUGACAUCAAGGACACUCUGCCUGUAGGCUUCAUCCCAAUUCAGGAGACAGUGGACACACAGGAAGUGGCUUUUAGAAAAAAGAGGCUGUGCAUUAAAUUUAUCCCACGGGAUUCAACUGAAGCUGCAAUUUGUGACAUUCGGAUCAUGGGGCGGACCAAGCAGGCCCCUCCUCAGUACACGUUUAUUGGGGAACUGAACAGCAUGGGGAUCUGGUAUCGAAUGGGCAAAGUACCAAGGAAUCAUGACUCAUCUCAACCCACAACACCUUCCCAGUCAUCAGCUGCUUCCACCCCAGCCCCCAACCUCCCCAGGCACAUCUCACUAACGCUCCCUGCUACCUUCCGAGGCAGAAACAGCACUCGGGCUGACUAUGAGUACCAGCACUCCAAUCUGUAUGCCAUAUCAGCAAUGGAUGGUGUACCUUUUAUGAUUUCAGAGAAGUUUUCUUGCGUUCCAGAAAGUAUGCAGCCCUUUGAUCUCUUGGGAAUCACCAUCAAAUCUCUGGCAGAAAUUGAAAAAGAGUAUGAGUACAGCUUCCGCACGGAGCAGAGCGCUGCGGCCCGGCUCCCACCCAGCCCCACUCGGUGUCAGCAGAUCCCCCAGUCCUGAGGGGCCAGCCACCACCCUGUCCCCGUGGGGAGAAGACGCAGCUGCCCAGACUACUGAGCGCCCCUCCCUUGCCCGGUCCCUCCUGCCCACCCUUUCUUACUGCCCCACGGUGGGGUUCAUCUGGGAGACUCUGGGCAGCUGAGCUGUUACCUCUUCGGCCAUCGGCUUGCCUGACGUGACACCCCGGCCUCCCCGGGGAUACUGUUCAUAAUCUCGACUAAUCUGUGUUUGCUGUAGUGACCAGCAGCUCCUAACGUGUCUGUGUGAUGACCAGCCCUCCUACAGACAACCCUACCCAGCACGGGAGUCACCCCUGAGCGCCCUGCACAAUUGUUGGAGCUGCCCAGUGAUGCUACGGGCUCCCUUCCCUCCUGACUGUGGUCUGCCUCUAGCUAUCCGGUUCCUCCUGGAGGACCCAAGGUGGGUGACCGCUUUGCACAGCACCCUCCAGGACUCACUGAGUGCCCCAUACAGGGGCUGCUGUGAAGCAAGUCCCCCACACCAACAGCAGCAAGCGCCCUGAGCGUUUCACGGCGACCCAGAGGACACACGGGAGGAAGAAGCCUGUGGUCCCCCAGGAGCCCUGAGCCUGGGGUCCCCGCCUCACUGGUGGCCAUCCCUCAGACUUCUCCCCUGAUUCACACACUGGACAUGCUGAGGUCGGGGAGCAGCCGCCCGGCUGCCCACACAGAGGACUUGCCUUCUGGGCAAGAAGGCAGAGGGACCUGGUGCUUGCUUGGAGGGGAGUUGUGCUGCCCGGGACAUUGUGCUCAGCCACCACACAUCCCCAUCCCUCCCAAAGGGCUCAUCUCUGCCAUGCCCACGUGCCAACUGCCACCCCAGCUGCCUCGGCCCGGUGCCGUGACCCAGGGAUGGGCCCUCUCCGGGCCACAGGUGAAGACUCUUGGCCAGUGCCCAGCCCCAGAGGGACAUGGGCAUGUAGUCAUCGGCUUCUCAGAGCCAGGCUGUGUCUCACUGGGUUCUGCUAACAGCACAGUUGUUUUAAAAGUCCAUCUGAGCCAGGUCACCAAACUGAGGCCAGCAUGGACAUUUGUGCCACGACCAGCCAGUGGACGUACUGGUACUUCUCACGAUGCUGGCUGCCAGGUUCAGCUCCAGGCGUGUUUGCCACGAGAACAGGGCUGCAGCCCUCCCUGGGGGCUCAGGCCCUCACCCAGGGGCCUGCCUGGUCUAGCUUUCGAGGUCUUAAUUCCACAGAAUGUUGGCAACUCCCCUCUUGGGGGUCCCCAGAUGGUGGGAGCUUUGGACUUGAGGCUUGACUGUGUCUGGAGGGUAGAGGGGGGGGAGGCAUGGAGAGCAGCGAGGGUCCCCCACCACAAAGGGAGCCCAAGAGAGCCACAGCCAGGCACGGACCCUGCCUCCCCAUGGUGCCUGGGGCAGAUCGGGCCAACGCCACGAGGAGGGUGGCUGCCAGCUAAGCGGCGGGGCGGGCAAAAAUACCUCAUGUACCCUCACGAGCCCUGCCAUCUCCAGUAGCUCCACUCUCCUCCUUGGUUGCCCCACAAUCUUCACUUGAUAGCUCCUGAUUUCUGCACAUUAGGGAAGCGGUCACCUCUCCCUACCUUUGCCCAGACAGGACAUUUCGGGGGGCGUGGGGGGCUGGCCUUCCCAGGCCUUCCACACAGCAAAGGGGUAGGAAAAGGCAGGUAGUUGGUGGAAUCCCUGGGGCCCGGGGGUCAUGGGCUGGAGCCAGCAGUCCGUCUGAGGACCUUGGGGACUGGUGCUUCACCAGGAGAGGAGACAGCUGUUGGACGGGUCUCACCUGUACCCACUCACCUGUACCACUCACAAGCUAGUUGUAUCUCUGGGGAAUUGGAGCCCUGUGGGGCCCAGAGAACCUGUCUCCUGCUGCUUUUUGGAUGGGUGGCUGGUCCAAAACCAAGUGACCUGUGUGACCUGAAGCCCAACAGAGAGGGGCAACUCUGAUUACUUCUGUUCACUUGGUUUGGGCACUUUGCUCAUGGCCUGACUGAGAGAUUAUCAUCUGGCAGGUAGCGCCCGAUGGCCCUUGUCCCUUGACUGACAACCAAACAUCUUUGGGGAGAGCACUUGCGACCCGAGUCAGGGUGCAUGGGCGGGGCGGCAGGGGGCAGGGAUAGGAAGGGAGGCUGUCCACAGAGGAGGAGCUGGAAGGGAGGCUGUCCACAGAGGAGGAGCUGUAUGCCCUCCCGAGCCCCCCCGCCCCGGGGCUGUCCUGUCCCACAGUUAGGGGAGGACCCAGAGCAAGGCGGGGCCACCAGGAAGAAGACAGGCUAGCAGGGGCUAGGGCAGGCUGCGGCCACCUCCACCGUAUCGUGUGAUGGUGACUGAUUGUCCCCUGAUCCGCAAUUAGGCAGUGACUGUGGUGGGGAAAGGCUGGUGUCUGUGGUAGAUUGGAGGCUGCUCCUCGCCCUCCUUCCUUGUGACCAUAGGCAAGGGGGUGUAUGUGGGGGCUCAUGCAGACCCCAGGACAGCCCGGACCCCUAGCUCGUGCCUCGGAGAGGUGUUUUGUUCAACCCCGGGACCACAAGGGGGGGGUGGCGGCCUGGCCUUCAUCCCCCCCCCCCAAAAAAAAAAAAAGACUAACCAGAGCACAGCUUCCCUGUUGUCCUUUCCCUCUGGAAAUGCAGUGUGUCUCCAAAGCCCCCGGAACGGCACAGUGGUAAUCAGGGGUAAGCCGUUGACGCGGUUCACCGCAACUCUGCAUCAAGGCUUUUUCCUACCCCAAGUCCAGGAUGUGAUACGGGCCACAACUGGCCUCCACUUGGAGAGCUAGGAAGCCUGGUAAGGGGGGUGGGGAGCAGCUGAAGACCCCCUCCCAGCCUGCCCUGGCCCCCCUCUCUUGCUGGGUGUCCUGCUGCACGGCUGGCAGCAGAGAGCCCCUGACACGGGCAUCCCCCUGCCCUGAGUCAUUCAGGAAGACAGCAGGGGCAGGUGACAAGAAGGACAGCUGCGUCCCAAACCAGGCACUAGGCCAGCACUCGAAGCACAUUUUCUCCCGUUAUUCCCCCUUAAAAUGCAAAUAACCCAGAAGUGGGUAUUAGACGCUCCUCGUUACAAAUGAAGUGGCAGAGGCUCGUCCACGGGCACAGAGCUGCCAAGCGGCAGAGAAGAUUGGGACGCGCGUCUCGUCCGGCCCCGGAGCCCCGUGCCGGCUGGCCCGUCGUAAGCACACGCCUCACCCUGACCUUUAUCGUGUCCAGUCCGGUCACGGACUCGCCAGUGUCCCGGGCCAUGCGGUUCUAGCAUGCUCGAUUGUGCGGCCACUGCGCAGUGCCAUGGUGCUCAGUGGGGGUGACAGUCCAGCCGCCCCACCCCGACCCGGGCCCCCUGACAGCUGGGGAGCCCGAGGGCACGGGGGGCAGCCCCAGAGCUCGGCCCCCAUCUGCCACGCCCCCACCACGCCGGGGCGGACUAGGAGGCCCCUCGUUCUUGCCUGUCCUGAACGCAGCCCAGUAGUGCCUGCCACCACCACGAGACAGGGCUCUGUUCCCCCAGCCACCGGCACGUGAGCCGCCGUGUGACCACCCGGGCCCGGUCAGGCUGCUGCGUCCUCGCCCUAGGAACCACGUCCUGACCGUAUUUAUUUGAGGUGACUCCUGUAUGUGGCCAAGGGAAGUUUCACUGUGUGAUUGUCUGUCUUAAUAUAAUUUGUUAAAUAAACGUUUGUUUUAACCUUU